Molecule: messenger RNA, 1860 nt
Organism: Nannizzia gypsea CBS 118893
Lineage: Eukaryota; Fungi; Ascomycota; Eurotiomycetes; Onygenales; Arthrodermataceae
Exons: 2
Coding region: 1-1860 (619 amino acids)
Source: RefSeq, a predicted model, not a curated record
AUGUCGAGCAUCAUGUCCCAGCCCCAGAUGGACGUCCGGUCCGUGGGCAGCUGUGUCGCCGCAGUUGUGGCCGCAUAUCAUGAUGCUGCGAAGCUGGUCAAACGUAUCCAGUCGACCGCCUCUACUACGGCUGCAUCGCCUGCCACUGCUGCCGCUACGUCUCCAGGCUCGCCGGUGACGGAAGAAACGAGCAAUAGCACAGCUCUAGCAGACCUAGGCGACUCGCUCAUGCUGGGUCCGCCGAUUGUACAGGGCCAGUAUGAAGAGAACCUGAUGCGGCUGGGCAAUGCAUACGCCAACGGCGACCAGAACGCUCGCGAGACGCUCAAGGAUGUGGUCAUCAACCUACAACUGACGUUGCUGGCGACCUUGCGCAUGGCGCUGCUGGAUAACCUGGAGCUCGACUUUGAGGCCCUCCAGCGUGCUUCGGACGAGAGCAGAGUGAGUGCGCUGGUCUGUCUGUUCCAGCUCGGCCAGCGUCUCAGCCUGGGAAGCCCGUCUAUGCAUCCAAAGAUACCUCUGGCCGCCAGUACAUCGCCGACUCGGCCAGCUGCUCUCAGUGACCCCGGCAGCAGCAGCGGUCCCUUCGCUAGGCCUUCUUCCUCAGCAACAGACUCAAUGAAACCUCCUCCCAUCCCUCCCAUGUCCCCUUCACGGGCUGCCUCAAACUCGAUAUCGUCUGCAGAUCUAGGCAACCGAAUUUCGCGAGAGAGCGGCUACACCAACCCUCGUCCACCCAGCAGCAUCAACCCCGUCUCACCACCUCUAAAGCCGCAACCGAACUACCCUCUUCCUAAACCUCCUUAUAGUCCCAGCCAGCGUGUCAAGACACCGCCUGCGCGCCUGGCCGAGUUGCAAGGCUCACAGCCCAUGAUAAGGGAGGAGUCAAACAAGUCUGCAAGCAUAUACAGUGUGCUUUCGUCCAACAACUCUAGCACCAAGGGCGUCGAACCGCCAAUGGACCGGUACAGGUCAAACCCAAGCAGCGGCGACCCUCACAUAGAGCCAGACCAGAGUGCCGUCGAGCUGAGUGCCGGCAUCUUCUCUCGCACCUCAUCAUCCCGAUCAAGCUCCAAUGACCCUCGAAAGGCUCCCCAUCCGGGCACGGAAAAGGUCAUUUCUCACCUGUCUUCCUCACCGGGUACGAAGACCCUACCUAUGUUUAAAUGGAAGCCCUUUAGCCGCUCGACAGGUAGCCCUUCCUCGAGUAAAAACAAAGGCGCAGACCAGCCCAACCCCCCUCCGCCGGACCUGUACCUCCCCACAGAAGAAAACAACUACGCGGGAUUCUGUAAGGGGGCCUGGCGUCUGCAAUACAGCAUGAAGAACUCGUUCCGUAUCGACAACCGCCCUGUCGGAAUGUACAUGCUUCAAAGCUCAUGGCACUGUUCCAAAUGCUCCUUUGAAGGAAUAGUGCAAGAAUCCAAAUUCAGCGGGAAAGCUCCUGUCUUAUCGUCCAUGCUUGGACCUGUCAAAACAUGCAUCAUCCAGGGUAUGCGUGUCCUCCAGAUGUUUGACCAGACGGUCCAUCUGCAUGGACCAAGCGGGAACAGAUACAGAUGGAUCUUCCUGGCUAAGUCGCAUGUUGAGUGCAAACCCUCUAAGCCAACUGAGAAGGCAGUCUGUGGCUUCGGGUGCAUUUUCUGCAGUUCGCAGAACCAUGGGCCGGCUCCGAUAUAUGGCAAUUUAGACACCUUUAUGGAACAUCUGCGGGAGCAUGGAGGGAGAGGGUACGCCUGGGACAGGAAGAAGCCGAGCCAGCCCCUUUUGGACUGGACGAGGUGCAUUCUUGGGCGUAUUGCUGAUGACUCGGAGGAUUUCGAUAUUAAUAUACCCACGGUUGCGGAAGUUGGAGGUUAG